Messenger RNA from Exserohilum turcica Et28A, 1435 nucleotides. RefSeq lists its product as uncharacterized. Bases 7 to 1128 code for a protein of 373 amino acids. The record is from RefSeq and is a predicted model, not a curated record. The transcript has a single exon. NCBI's taxonomy places the organism in Eukaryota, Fungi, Ascomycota, Dothideomycetes, Pleosporales, Pleosporaceae.
AUGAGCAUGUUCUAUCCUCCUCCUCUAGGUGGGGCUCCGUCCAUCAACCGUCAAUCCACCAUUGUCGACCCCGAAUUUAACUUUCCUGUUGGAUGCUGUGGCCCUGAUGGUGGUGACAGCAGGCCUUCUCCUGGUAUUUGCCGCGGUCAUCUCGACAAGUUUGACACGGAGGAAGCCACUGUCACCUGGCAGCCCGGCCAAGACGCCUACUUCCAACUUACCGACUUUAGCUACGAUCCCGCCGCUCCCGGUGGCACUCACUCUGGAGGUUCCUGCCAAGUCGGCUUUUCCGUCGACAAGGGCAAGACUUUCAAGUUGGCUGCCUCUUACCACGGUGCUUGUCCACAUGCCACUACCGAUGGAUCACCCGAAGCUCAGACUUUCGACUUCAAGGUUCCUACGAAUAUGCCUGAAGGCGACGCCCUAUUCGUCUGGAUCUGGUUGAAUAGAGAGCACGAAGCCUUUGACAAUUGCAGUAAAGUUCGCAUCGGCGGCAACGGUUCAGGAAAUAGCACUGCGCCCAGCGAGCCAUCUAAGCCUUCUCAGCCUGCCCAGCCUGCCCAGCCCUACAAACCUUCUCAGCCUUCUCAGCCAGCGUCUCAGCAGCCCAGCUACGAGAAACCUCCUGCUGAUAACGGCAACGGUGGUGCCGUCACGACUACUGUAGUCACAAAAACCAUCUACAUGAACGCGGCCAUGCAGACAAUUAACCCAGAGUCCUCGACUUCUCAAGAAAACAGCCAAUCCUGGAAGCGGGACCGUGAUCACCCAGAGGUCAAGGCCAACACUCGCCGCUACGAAGUCGACGGCUCCCGCUGCGACUGUAGCCGUGACGAACUGACCCUGGCUGCCCGCUGCUCUUGUGACUCCAAGGACAGCGCCAUUGAGCGCAAGGCUCUGCGUCUGCACCGCCGUACCUUUUACAAGCGCUUCGACGUCUGCGACUGGAACUCUGCUCCCGCCAUGGAGACUUCAUACUACACACGUGACGCACGCUGUGCCCCUGGUGCAAAGGACCGCAUGAAGGAAAGCGACAAGUUCGAGCUCGGCUGGGAUGUCUCUUGCGGCGUCGUUUCGGGCCUGAGCGAAUAUCCGAUCAAGACCUUCUCGUGCGACAUGUACGACUAAGCUGUCAUGACCCUUUUUUCCCUCCUUUUCUGCACUUUCUGCGUACAAACCCUUUUUCUGCUUCAUCUUCACUCGUUCAUCAUGUUCUUUGAACGCUGGCUUUUUAUACAAACCCUUUCUUUCCUUUUCUUUCUCGGUUCUUGGUCGCAUGGCACGUACCAUGAGCAUUUCUCUCAAACAUGUUUGGGCGGGCUUUGGGUUUUGGGGGCGGCACACAUUACACGGAUUGCGCUCGCUUAUGUGCAUUUGGAACGAAUUUGUCGUUUUUUCAUGUUUUCAGCAUAUCUUAUGAUGCAUUGGCAUGGUG